This is a messenger RNA of Salvelinus fontinalis (brook trout), 1193 nucleotides long. RefSeq names its product proteasome 20S subunit beta 8A (gene psmb8a). Bases 297 to 1100 code for a protein of 267 amino acids. Gene Ontology annotation, molecular function: threonine-type endopeptidase activity. The transcript is spliced from 6 exons. The record is from RefSeq and is a predicted model, not a curated record. Lineage: Eukaryota; Metazoa; Chordata; Actinopteri; Salmoniformes; Salmonidae. Gene Ontology annotation, cellular component: proteasome core complex.
UACAUUGUUGUGAACAAUCAUGUAAAAACGUAAUGACUAUUAACAAUUGUUUAUCCGUAUGACUAGGGGUGGUUAGGCUAUUGUCAAAUAAUAGUCGGAAUGAGUACGCAUAUUAUAAGCAACAGUUGGGUUACUUUUUCGAUUAGGAAUGAAAAUGUGUAUUUAAAACCCUUUCGGUUUCGUUUGCAUUAGGACAUAUAUUUCCUUGACGCGUCAGAACGAAGUCAAGUUGUAUUUUCGCUUUCAAAUUGUAUUAUUAAGAUACAGUCUACAUUCUUAUAUUUUAUUUAAUCAUUAUGGCACUUUUCGACGUAAGUGGUUAUAAGUCCCACGCGGGACUUCGUGGGCAGAUUCUUGGAACAGGAGUAGGGCAUCUUAUUGACCGACCGAAUCAGGAAUUUGCUGUCCCAGUUGGAGUGGAUCCUUCAGGGUUCCUGAAGUCAUGCAGCCGUGAAGGUGGUGUGUCCAUUGAUCUGAACCACGGAACAACUACACUGGCUUUCAAAUUUCGCCAUGGCGUCAUUGUGGCUGUGGACUCCAGGGCCUCAGCUGGCAGCUACAUUGCCUCGAAGGAGGCUAACAAGGUGAUAGAGAUCAACCCUUACCUGCUGGGGACCAUGUCUGGCAGUGCUGCUGACUGCCAGUACUGGGAGAGACUGCUGGCUAAGGAGUGCAGGCUGUACAAACUGAGGAACAAGCAGAGGAUCUCAGUGUCUGCAGCCUCUAAGCUGCUGUGUAACAUGAUGCUGGGAUACAGAGGCAUGGGCCUCUCCAUGGGCAGCAUGAUCGUUGGCUGGGACAACAAGGGCCCUGGUUUGUACUACGUGGACGAUAACGCCACACGUCUCUCUGGUCGUAUGUUCUCUACUGGUUGUGGUAGCAGCUAUGCGUACGGAGUGAUGGACAGCGGCUACCGUGAGGACAUGACGGUAGAGGAGGCGUACGAGUUGGGCCGCCGUGGCAUCACCCACGCCACGCACAGGGACGCAUACUCUGGAGGAGUGGUCAACCUGUACCACAUGCAGGAGGACGGCUGGAUAAAGGUGUGUAAGGAGGAUGUGUCAGAGCUGAUCCACCGCUACAGGAAGGGCAUGUUCUGAUCAUAGAUCAGUUUCUACACCCACACAGACACACUGUGUUCUCUAUCAACUGAUCCCAGCACUGCUCCAAAUAAAGACCGUUUUCAAACUGCA